Paracoccidioides brasiliensis Pb18 is the source of this 690-nucleotide messenger RNA. RefSeq lists its product as uncharacterized. The transcript has 2 exons. The record is from RefSeq and is a predicted model, not a curated record. The coding region runs from base 1 to 690 and encodes 229 amino acids.
AUGCUGUACGAUAUCCUCUAUGGCCGAGCGGAGCGGGUAUGCGUUGUGAAAAGCAAGAACGUGAACUUACGAGCCCGGGCAUAUUCCCAGAGGGCGAAAUCAAGAGGAAAACGAGCAUUGAUGUUCCUCGAGUCGCCCAAAACUACAAGGAUAAGCUCAUCGAGCACUGGGUUAGCAAAUACGAGUGGCCCAAAGGCCCUUCAGAAGUUGACGCCAUGGGCGACUUGCUUGUACGACAGGGUGAAGUCGAAUGCUUGCUCAAAUAGGCCGAGCGAAACAAGUUCACGAGAAGUCAAGAGUAGAUCUUGCACCGACAACAACUAUGAGAGGUAUUUCCUGAGUCCAAAGGAAUCCUCCGGGAUGACCACAAGAAUGGAAUAUUGUGACAGUAAAAGUUUCUGUCAACGACUUCUCAAGAAAGACUCGGAGACUUCUUCUAGUGGAUUGGUGAGGAUCUAUGGUCACUAUCCUUUGAUUGAUGGAGACAAGACCACCUAUCACCGUCACCCCAUUCAUGAGUUUAGUUUCGCAGCGCUGGAUGGCAAGGAGAAAUGGACAUCCUAUAAGUUUGGGAUGAGCGUGUAUGGCGACUGGGCCACUUCUCAUUUCAAAAAACUGUGCUCAGCUGUUGAUGAGCUACCAUUCAACGCCAACAUCAAAACAAAAAUCUGGAUUAUGGAUUUUAGCUAG